CCCCAAUUUGGGAUAAGACAAAAUAAUAAAUUUUUACCUAUAUUUUGCACUCCUAAUGGUAUAUAAAAAAAGCAAAUAGAGAACAACAUUUUUUGAACUUGGACUGAAUCUCAAAUCCCCUUACAAAGUGCAAAUGAUAGGAAAUCCAUAUUACAACCUUCAGGGGUUAACGAAUAAUGACGUAUUCUUUCAGGACCGCAUUGACACUGAACUUGGGGUCGUUUGGAACCUUUGAUUCUGGAAAUAAUGGAUUACGAGAAUGUGUAUAUUAAAGAUUAUGUGUAUAACAAGAAUGUGUGAUUUUGAAAAUUCAUUGUUUGGAACCCAUACUAGAAUACAUGGAUUAUAGUUUAAAUGAACUAUGGAUACUAAAAUCUCACCAGAAAGGUAAGAUUACGAAUACAUCAUUUUCAAUGUAUUAGGAAUACAACAUGAAUUAUAAAUUCAUGCAUUAUUGUUAUUAAAUCAAGUCAAAAAACUUUGUAUUCUCACAAGACAUGUAUACUGAGAAUACAACAUCUUGAACGCACUUCUAACACUUGUUCCACUUUUGGAAGACCCUGCGUUAUAUCACCAUAUCUCGAUUUUUCAUAUAUAAAUGUAACUAAUGUAUCCCCUUCAGAAAGGAUUUUUCCGUAAUGGCCAUGAACAUUUGCUUCAGGAGUGGCCAAAUAAGAUUUAGCAGAUCUUAUUAUGACAGAUUCAACGUAAACAAUUAUAACUUUUCAAAUUUACAAACACGUCCACUACUUGUUGCAUGCUUUAUAAAAUUGUGGCAUGCUUGAGGAAGUUGUGGCAUGUUUUGAGAUUGUGGCAUGCUUGAGGAAGUUGUGGCAUGCUUUGAGUUUCUGGCAUGCUUUGAGGUUCUGACAUGCUUUAAGGUUGUGGCAUGGUUUGAGGAGAUCAUAGCAUGCUUUUAGGUUGUGGCGGUUGUGGUAUGGUUCGUGGUCACCCUUCAUUCUUUCCUCUCCUUCCCCAAUUUUUCAUAAUGCCAAGCGUGCCCCUCCUUCUCCUCCCCCCUCAUUAAUUGUGGCCAACCCAUUUAAAUGGAAAAGUUGUCCAAACAAAAUGUUCCCAUUGGCUAGAGCUAGAGUUAGCAUCAUACGUUUCGGUAAAACCAAACCGAACAAAAAUCGAUCGAAGCCAAAUUUAACCUUAUUAGGAUCAGAAUUCGAACUGAAAUAGACCAUAUUUCCAACACAAAUGUGAUCUGCACAGGGCCCAGGCCUAGCCCAACCCAAUUUUACAACCCUCAACCCAUUCCCUAUUAUCCUAAUGCCGCCCAACCCAACUCCAUUCUUCCACUCACCCACCCUAAUCAAAACCAGACCCAAUUCCCAUCGACAUCUAUUUCUCUUCAGCCUUUGCCGCUUGUAUUGUAACCCUAGGCCAUGACAAGACAAGAGGAUUCCAAUUUCGAAGUCCAACCAAAGCCUACAUCCACCAGUCAACAUGACCAACAAUCAGAAAGCUAGCAGACAAAGAAAUACUGGCAGCUCCACUAACACCGACAGUUAACCGAUUCAAAAUGAGGACGUCCCUGUUUUGGUAUGAUAUUGUUCAAUUGUGAGAUUGCAUUGGUUUGAUAGCUAGGAGUCUAGGAAGGACAAAGCAGAUUUAUCGGACUUGGUUGAGUUUAUGAGAGGCAGAUUUGUUGGACUAGCUAGAACUAGUAUGCAUGUAUAGCUGUAAUUUUGUAUGGAAUGUUGUAGAAAAUAAUUAGUGUGUAGUUGGUCGUGUCGACUAGUUUUGGAAAUGAAAUAAAUGAUAAAGCUCUCUACCAUAGCACCAUUCUCCCAAAUAAACUAACCCAAAGCUUCACAUUCCUCUCUUCAAACGUGUUCGACUAGUUGGAAAUAAAUGAUAAAGCUCUCUAUCAAGCUAUCUUUUGUAUCUUUCUUAAUGCUUAUAUCACUUGUGUUUAUUGAUGGUGUAUUGGUGAUGGAAGUAUACUUAGAUUAUUGAUGGUGUAGGAAGAGGAUUCAUCCGUCGGUGAGGCUCCUAAGGAGGAAGUUGUUGCUCCUACUGUCCUCUCUACUAGUACUACCAAAUAAAUACUAAAACCAAAAAAGGAAGGAGAUGAAGUCACGAGCUGUGUUGGACUCAAUUCACAAAGUUCAGUGCCCCUAACGGAUACAAGAUGUCAAGUUGUAUGAAGUGUGAGAAUGAGUACGAGGCCAGUCCAUUUCUUAAUGGCACCAAUGCUAUGAAUGUUCAUAUGCGAAAGGGUUGUGAUGCCAAAAAAGGUACUACUCAACAACUAUUGAAAUUAGGAAAAACUGGGGUAGAAGGUGAGGGUACUUUAAUGAAUUGCAGGUUUGAUCAAGAAGAUGCUAGAAAGGGUUUAGCAUACAUGCUCAUUGUUGAUGAAAAUAUGUUCAUGUUUUUUGAUGGGAUGGGGUUUAAGUACUUCAUGCCGCUAUGCGUCCCUAUGUUCAACAUUCCUUCUAGAAGAACAAUCACUAGGGUUUGCUUUGCCUUCUAUACUAAGAUGAAAGACAAGUUGAAAAGGGUUUUUCAAAGUUGUGAAGGAAGAAUUUGUUUGACUAAUGAUGCAUGGACUUCGAAUAAGUAAGAUAGUUUUAUGUGCUUAACUGCCCACUUUAUUGACCAAGAUAGAAAAUUGAGAAAAAAGAUCAUCAAUUUUGGGGAACUUAAAGGUCAUAAAGGUGUAGAUAUUGUUGAUGGCAUUGUUGCUUGUUUGGAUGAUUGGGGGAUUGACAAGGUCUUCAAAAUAACUGUUGAUAAUGCUAGCUCUAAUGACACAAUUGUAGCCAAAUUGAAGGAAGUUUUUAAUGCUAGAGGGACUAGUAUAUGUGAUAGUCCAUUCCUUCACAUGAGAUGUGUGGCUCAAAUUUUAAAUUUGAUUGUGUCUGAUGGGCUUGGAGAUAUCUACUUAUCGAUGAAGAGAAUUAGAGAAGCAGUGAGGUUUAUUAUAAAAUCACCAGAAAGGUUGAAAUUUUUUAAUGAGUUUGCCAAAUUUCAAAAGGUAGAAGGCAAAUGUGACUUUUGUCUUGAUGUUCCUACUAGAUGGAACUCAACAUUCUUGAUGUGCGGGCUGCUCAGAGGUUUGAUAAGGUGUUUAAGAUGUUUGGCAUGUAUGACGACCAUUUUCAAAAGGAUUUGGAAAGCAGAAAGGAUAGUCCCAGAGAAGAAUGAUUUGAAGAUCUUGGGCUCAAGAUAUACCACUUCUAACUUGUUUUUACAAGAUAUGCAUUCCCUAUAUCAUUUGAUACACAAGUUGGAGACUGAAGUUGAGAAAGAUUAUGACUUGAGUGUCAUGGCUAGCAAGAUGAAAUUGAAGUACGAGAAGUAUUGGGUAGAUGUGGAUAAAAUGAAAAAGCUACUUUACAUCUCAACUAUUAUGGAUUCAAGGUACAAGUUGGGUUUUGUUGACUAUGCUUUGAAAAGGGUGUAUCCUGAGGAUGGUAAGGGAGGAUGUAUGUCGGAAGAUGUGAAGAAGGCUACAUUUGCUCUAUUUGCUCACUAUGAACAGCUUUGGAAAUCAAAGAAAUCUGAGAAUUCCUCUACUUCUUUGGCUCCAAUUGUGGAGGAGUGUGAUGUUGAUGAGAUUGAUGUAAUUGUUGAAUACAUAAAGCAUAGAGAGAAAAUUGUAGGGGCGGUAAACAAAUCUGAGCUUGAGAAAUACCUUCGUGAGAAAGACGAGCCAAUGGUGCUCAAGUUUCAUGUACUAGGUUGGUGGAAGGUUAACAACUUGAGGUUUCCAGCUCUUUCAUUGAUGGCUAAAGAUGUUCUAGCGGUCCAUAUCUCUGUCGUUACAUCCGAAUAUGCGUUUAGCGCUUGUGGGAGGAUUCUAGAUGAUUUCAUAAGUUCAUUGACUCCUAAGAUAGUGGAGGCCUUAAUUUGUAGAUCGGAUUGGAUUCAUGGUGAUUCUACACCACCAUCAGCCGAGGAGGAUCCAUAAGAGGUUGAGAAAAUAUAUGAAGGUAAAGUCUCAAAUCUAGCAUUACAUAUUUACAAGAUGAUUAUUUUGUAUGUCAUGACUAAUUUUGAGUCUUUUUAAUCUUGUAGAAUUGGACAAGUUGAUGAAUGCAGUUUCCAUAAGAGAUCAUCGUGUUUUAUCUAUCUCGACUUGCAGUGUACCAAGUCCAAGUGAAAGGAGAAACGAUGGCAGUGCAUCUAGUAGUGCUUGUGGUAAAAAUUUCGAUGUUUCUAUUCAUGUUUGAUGACUUUAGAAGUAAGAAGUUGAGAUUUUAUUCUACUUGGUUACUUGUAAUUAGCUCUAUACAUGUUAAUCACUAACCAUCAUUGUUUGAUGCUUAUUGUACUAUUUUCAAUUUAAAAGGUGUCAAUUGACCAAGAGUGAAGAGCCAAGAAGCAAGACCUUUGGAGUUUGUAAAAGUUAUUCUUGGAAUUUAGACAAUGGUUACCUUUCUUCUUUUAAUUUAAACUUAAAACCAUUUGUAUUGUAAUGAAUGCUUCUAAACUGGUGAACUUGAUGUAUUUGUGUUGGAUAUUUGGAAGGUGGACUUGAUUUUUUGUUGUUGAAUAUUUGGAAUGUGGACUUGAGACGAAUUUAGACAUUAAUUAUUUAUCUUAUCAAUUGAAAUAGCAGCAAAAAAACUUCCAGCAGCAGGCGAAAAAUGUCCAGCAUCAUCAGGAAGCAUAAAACCCUUAAAUGAUGCAGCAGCUCUUUUUUGGUUCUUACCAGAAAACCGAACCGAAUUGUAUUUCGGUUCAGCCAAACUAAACCGAAAUACAAUUUGGUUUGAAUUUGGUUGGUACAUUGCAGACUUUGGUACACCGAUAAUUCUCUGUUAUGUUCGGUUCAAACGGAACCGACCGAACACCCACCCCUAUGCUUGCAUGAUUCGUGGUCCCCCUUCAGAUCAUGUGGAAGACGACGAGAAGAAAGAUGAUGGGGAAAAUACGACCAGUAUCAUAGUUAAUUUGAUAAAGGGAUACGCCAAAAUCAAAACCUAUAUCUUUGAACUCCCCGUUGAACCCAGCUUGAUGUCUAUAAUGAGGUAGAGAAAGAAUGGUACCGAGCACGACAUGGGUUACUGUGAUUUUAUGGUUAAAAACCACAGUGGUGAAGAGAGACGGUUCAGGACCUGGUCCUCGUUUGAUACUCACGUUGAACAUCCUGACUGCCUCAGGACAAAAACUGAAUCGUUGAUCUUCGACCAAUGAACUCCAACCAAGCCCAUUCAGAAGUGAGGGAAUGUCCAUUCAAUACUUGUUAAAAGCUUAAGUUUGAAUAGUGGAGGAUGGUAGAAUAUGAUGAUCGCGGAAACAACGCAGUACCUGGCAUACUCAUGAGCAUUCCGAAAACCCUGAUUGUCGAAGGUAACAAUAGGGUGCAGAUGAGGAUUGUUCAACACCAUGGUGCCGCCAAAGAGGUUUUUUUUUGUUAGGUUAAAGGAUGAGGGGUAGGCAAGUGUGAAUAACCAGAAGAGGGUGAAGGCACUAACCUUUAUGGAAGAGAUCACUAUAAUAACUUGACACAACACCAAACUGCGACCAAGUGUAAUCGCAGUCCGGGAAUGCAGUAAAGUGGCAAGUUCAAUUAUCAACUCGGGGUCUAGAUCUACUGCUUACUCCGUGAGUAUCUAUUAUCUAGCCAACUAAGUCAAGUGAUUGUUGUUUUAAGCAAAAGCAGUAAGAAAGCAUGAAUUGGUUCGGUUUUCUCAAGCAAAGAAAAGUCACUAGGGAAUGAGUCCGCCUAGCUCCUUAGUUAGGUCUCAAUUGUAAUUAUCCUGGGUUGAUUUACUGUUGAUUAGACUGCGGAAGAUCCGACAGUAGCUUGGAAUCUCUUAAGCUGACCAAGCCCUCUCAGUGUAACUACCCGGCAGACGGCUAGCCUUCACCGGGAUAGAAAGCUGAAGCAAUAAGCACAGAACUCCACU
This is a messenger RNA of Linum trigynum, 5870 nucleotides long. Lineage: Eukaryota; Viridiplantae; Streptophyta; Magnoliopsida; Malpighiales; Linaceae. The record is from the annotation of a GenBank genome assembly.